AUGGUGUUUAAGCUACUCCAGCGCUUGGGGAAUUUCCUGAAACAACCCCGGACGACUUCGAUGGUCAACGCACCGAAAGCAGCCGCCUCUGUGGAACAAGACAUUGCUCGAGAACUCAGGAGCGAUCCUCUCGGGGGUGCGAAAACGACGACAGAGUCUCUCCCGAAGAGCGAGAAUGUCGUGGAAAAAGGGCUCCGAGGCAAGCUCGUCAAUGAUGUGAGAAGGGCGGCAGAGGGGUCGCCUCCCGAAAACGAGGCGGCUGUGAGGAACUUGAAAAUCAAUCUCCCCGGUCAUGUGAAGAUAGUCACUGCGGGGCGUCCACCGCAGAUUGAGAAGUCCGAAGACAGAGAAGUCUCAGGCGAUAUCUCCAAAUCCACGGAAUCGACUUCCAAGGGAGCCUCCUUCGGAAGCUCUUCGGGAGACACGCUCCGAGCCGACUCCGUCGAAGGUGCGCACACAGAAAAACAGGGGAAAAGCACAUACGAUCAAUCUGCCUGGGGAGGAAAAUCCGAAGCCGAUUCCCAGGAGGUAUCCGGAGCAAGCGCGGAGAGAACGUCAUUUCGGGACGACAGAUCAUCCGAAGGAGGAAUCCCAGUCGAUCUCCUCAAGACAGUUGAGGCAGCUCCCAAGGAUAAUUUUUCUGCGAGUGAGUCUGCCGUUCAGGAAGGACUCCAAGCUGAUUCCUCAGAGAAUGAGAGGACUGCGUCCGAGGGGAAGCCCCCCAAGGAGGACGCUGUCGUCGUCGGAGAGCUCCAGGCUGCUCCGCGGGGGGGUACGGACACGGACCCUCAGAGACCUUCCCCGAAGCACGAGAAAUCCGCCGGCGGAUCCAAAAGUCUGGCUCCGAAUGUGGAGACCGUCGUCAAAAAGAAACGGGGGAGUGGCGUAGAGGAGGAACAAAGUCGCGGAAUCUCGGCCUCAGAGGUGUCGACGGUGGCUCCAGCUCCGGAAGGCAUCCCGAAGGAGAAACAGCCCUCGAAGAAAAGCGUACAGAAGAAAACUGCUCAGAGAGCCACGAAAAAAGUUGAUGAUCUCAUAGAUAAGAAACUUGUCAAGGGCACGAAAGCAAGUCUGCCUAGAGGCUCAGUGGUCGAUUCUGCGAUGAAUUCCGGACUGGCCAAGCCCCUUAAUGAAAGCGCCUCAGCGGAAGAAAGCGAUGACGCAGCGAAGGAGACGAGUAAGAGCAAAAAGAAGGAGAGGAAGGACGCCAAAACCAUUCCGGACCAGACUCCUUCCAAGAAAGGAAAAUCGAAGCUCAAAGCCAAUACCACGGACGAUCCGCCCGAGGCCCGCACAAAGAAAAAAACGAAGGCUAGACCGAAAGGCUCAGAAGUUUGA
Messenger RNA from Galendromus occidentalis (western predatory mite), 1338 nucleotides. Its product is annotated as neurofilament heavy polypeptide-like. The transcript is spliced from 2 exons. The record is from RefSeq and is a predicted model, not a curated record. NCBI's taxonomy places the organism in Eukaryota, Metazoa, Arthropoda, Arachnida, Mesostigmata, Phytoseiidae. The coding region runs from base 1 to 1338 and encodes 445 amino acids.